CCGCCACUACCACCACCACCACCACCACUACCGCCGCCGCCACCAAGUACCAACAAGGAUUAAAGAGUCGCACUCGCUCUCGUAGCGUCGCACUUCGCCAUUCGGUAUUCACCGAAUUUUGUUUUUUUUUUCUUGUAUGUCCGCGUCCGCAAUCAAGUAUAAACCGACGACGACGACGUCGAAUCCGCGUAUUAUAUUAUAUUAUUUUGUCAACGCGCCGUCUUCACUCUUCCGUCUUAUUUGUCUAUGCUUACGAUUUUGGACUCGUCUCACCCGGCUCCAUCGCCUUAUAGGUAUAGUUUUUCGAAACAAUUUUUUUCUACAUCGGCUACUAAGAUUUUGGUCGUCUCGCACACGCACCUAUUUCGGAGCGAUUAGCGUUCAGCGGUCGUCAUGUCGCUGGCGGAGCUGUGAAAAUCCGUAAUAUUCGUUGGGUACUUAUCGCAGCCGUAAUCACCAUGUAUCGGUGCGCCGCCUUCCAACGGAGGCUCCUGUUAUUCGGCUGCUACCUUACACUGUUGCUGUUCUUAAUCGUACCCGUCCGAAGUGAGUGGUAAUCAGUAAAUGACAAACGUGGGACUUAGAGUCCCAAGAGGUAUCUUUAUUCCCUUCCUAACCCAAUGGUUUUUAUCAGCACUUAUCUUAACAGUUUUUUUUGUUAUAUACUUUGAUACCGUAUUUAUUUGAGUGUUUACCAUUGUACCUAUUGUCUGCCCCUUCACUACCUACUGUUACGACUGUACCAAUGUCUGACCGUUUAGCUAGUUCAUAACAAUUUGUCCAAUUAUUAAAACUUUCGUUCAGUCUUUUCAGUUGAAGUCUAGCUCUUGGGGUAAAAAAAAAAAAAAAAACACCAUAUUUUUCCUUAUUCUUAUCUUGCCAACGUUCUGUUGUCAGAAUUUCUAUUUUCUACAUUUUUUCGAAAAUAUGCGAGACUAAGAUUUUGUCGAAAAGGAUCAAACAUUGAAAAAUCAAAAUUUUGACUGACAUUGUUUUAGGUCACUAUAUACGAAUAAGAAACCACUAUAGCGUUUUAUGAAUUUUUCAGUUUUGAUGCCAAAAAUUAGAUAAUUGCAGUGAAUGGUCGACAUUUGUUUAAGUCUACAUAUUCAGCUCUAAAUAGUAGGUAGAUAGGUAGGUAUAGCACAGUAGGAGUUGGGAUUGUGGGUCGUUUGUUUCUAAUAUUUUUUGAUGACAUAUCUAGUGACAAUACAACCAAUUGAACUCUCUUUAAACUUUCAUAACAUUGUAGUAUUGUACCUACCUAUUUAGGUAAAGAUAACAUUAUACAUAUUAUUGGAUACUUAGGUAGGAUCUAUAAAAAUAAUAUUACAAAUAUUAUUUAAUAAUGGGUAAUGAAUUAUUAAGUACUAUUUGGUAUUAGGUAUUGGUACUGGUUUCAUAUUGCAUUACUAAUGUUUUACUAAUGAAAAAUACAUAAGUAACAGAUAUUUAUAUUUUGACUUAUUUGAAUUAUAGGUAGUGUACGAUUUAUUAUCGAACCUAGUGAUUUCAUUACGACUGCCGGCAAAACUAUACGUUUAGAUUGUGAAGCAAAAUUUGAUAGUGUUGUCACAUUACCACAAAUCAGAUGGAGGUUUCCUGAUGGACAAUAUUUUGAUUUCAUUGGAGAUACAAGAAGGUAUCUAAAUGCAGCUAGUUAAUAUAGAAUUAGAUUAAUCUAGUAUUUAUUUUCUCUAUGAUUUAUGAUCUAAAUUGAGUAGGUAUUUAUUUCUUUAGAAAAUAAAUUAGAAUGGAUUUUAAUUAAAAUUGAUAAUUUCUUAACACAAAUAAAAUAAUUUUAUACUAAUUUUGUUGUAUUAAAAUAUAGUUAGCUCUACUAUUUAAACAUUUUAUUUUAUUUUACACAUAUUUGAUUAUUUUUAACAAAUUUUUAUCAAAAACUUUGUUCAGAUUUCAACUGCAGCAUUUUUUUUGAAAGAAAAUCUGACUGGGGUAGUACUUUAAGGAUGCCAUUUUUCGAUUUUCUCAGGGGUUUCAUAAUAAAUAUUGAAAAAAAAGGAAAGUUUAUGAAAAGUAUUAUUUCUAAUUAUAAAUAGGUGUACAGUCUUUCAAAACAUGUAUAACCAAACUCCUCUCAGAAUUGUGUUCUGUUAGCAAUGAUUAUUUAUUGUGUACAGAUAUACAUUCUUCUCUACCUUCCCAACUUCUCACUGAUAACAGUGACUUACCCAUCAUGCGAAAUAUGUCCAUUUUUUUUUUUAUAUUUGUUGUCUGUUUACUUUUUUAGUCCUGCUUACAGUUCAAAUAUGAUUGAAAAACUGAGCCUUAUUUUAAGAAUAUUAUUUAUAUUUUAUGUAUUAAAAAAUAUUAUUUCAGAUCUAUUUUACAAAAUGGUUCUUUAUUAAUUAAAAACAUAUUCAUUGAUGAUGAAAAAGAUAAUUCUGAUGGUUUUGAAGCAUAUCAGUGUGUGGCGUUUGUUGAUAAUUUCGGCUCAGCUGUAAGCCGUAUAGCAACUAUAACUCUUGCACGUAUGUACAUUUUAUGACUUUUUAGAUUAUCUGUUUAUUAUUAUUAAUUUGUUUAACAGGUUUAUCACCGUUUGAAAAACAACCAACCAAUCUUCGACUGUUUCCUGGACAAACUGCACAUUUCUCUUGUGUAAUAAAUUCACAACCACCGCCUAAAAUUGUUUGGCUCAAAGACCAUACACCAUUAAUAAUAGAUGCUCGUAUGACAAUAUUUCCAUCAGGUAAGAUCAUUCCCAUAAUACGUAAGAAUAAUACUGUAUAACAUAAUUUUGUAAUUAAACAUAGAAUAAUUAUAAUUCAUGGAAUUUAUAUUGAUUAAAUACAGUAAAUAAAAAUAAAAAUAAUUAAAAAUGUAUAUAUAAAAAUAUAAAAUAAAUAAAUAAAUAAAUGUGUCUGGAGUAUUGAUGAAGUAUAUUAUAUGGUUUGGAAUUAAAAAUUCAUCACCAGGUAUAUACCUGGUAUAUCAUAGUCAAAAUUUAAAAUGUUGUCAUAUAAUACACUUAUUAUAAUACUCCAGACAUUGAUUAAUUAAUUAUUUUUUUAUUUUUAUAUAUACAUUUUUUAAUCAUAUAUUUAUUUAUGAGUAUUAACCAUUUUAAUAAUUUUGUUUUUACUUUAUUAUUUUAUUAUUUAUAUUAAUUAUAAAUUGAUAGAUUAUGCAUCCCAAAUUUAGUAAUCCAACAUUUAUUAAAAUUGACUACAAUGUUUACAAAGAUACUUAAAAUAUAUUUAUAGUCACUUAUUUCUUUGCAUUGUAUAAUUUUCACUUUUUGAUUUAAAUCAAACAAUUUUCAUUGUAGAGGAGGUGACACUGGAAAGAAAAAAUAAUGCAUUCUGAAUAAACAUAAUGGAAAAACGAUUUCUGGUAAAAAUAGGAUAAUAGAAUAUAAUAUUUAUCUAUAUGGUCAACAGUUCAGCAUGUCACAUGUUAUGAAAAUCUUAUUCUCAGUUUCUCUCCUAUUACUCUAGCAUAAGUUGGUUAUUUUUAAGUUUUUUUUUAUUAAAUACAUUUGUAAAAAAUUCACACACUGAUAGGUGUUGUUUUUAAGUUAAUCUACCUAAAGUUUUUCUUUAAGGGCAGUUUUUAUUUCUUCCAGUUAAGUACACAAGUACAGGGUCAGUUAUUUUUAUGUUCACUCUGGUGUGUGUGCAGUAGCGCUCAAUACUUUUCAUGUAUGUAUACACAGCAGUAUUGGGAAGGAAUGUGUUAUUUUAAGACAAUAUAGGAAGAGCUUAACCUAACUAUUUAUUUUAUAUUAAUCCGGAUUCCCAACACCACAUAUUAAUCACCCAAUCAAUAUUUUAAUGUCUCAUGGCAACAAUUUUUUAAUGGUCAUAAUUUAUUUAAGUAAAUUAUAUUUCCUUAAUUGUAUUAACUUAUAUUUCAUUGUUUAUUCUCUAUAUAAUUACAUAUUAUAUAUGAUUAUUAUAUAUAUUAUUCUGGUUAUUCUUGUAAAUUGUUAUCUAUUGAUUAAGCUCAUUAACAUUAAAAUUGUUACUUUAUUCAUAAAUGUACUUGAAAUUAGACAAUUUGUCUGUAAAUAAAUAUAUUGACUACACAAUAAAUGGGUUUCAGUGAUAUAAAAAUAAUUAGAGGAAAGGGGUAAAAUUAAUUGAUAAUGGGUUUUAUUGUGAACUUGUACAUUAUCAUGCCAAUGAAUUAUAAAAUUAUAUGAGGUCUGUUUCAAAAGUAUAAAACUUUCAUCUGUUGUUGUGCACUAGUCUUAUUUAUCGGCACACUCUCACUGGUGCUUGCAUACCCUCUUAGAUCAUAUACAAUGGAUGGAGUCCCAGAUCACAGCAUAUUUAUCACAAUGCCUUAAUAUGAUGUGAUAAAUAUUGAAUAACUGAUGAGAUAUGUGAUAGUAAUAAUAUACAAUUUAAUUCAUUAAAACUUGAAUUUAUUGAAAUGGUAAACUGAAAUCUUUAUAAAGUACCUAUAAUACAUUAUAGAGAAGAUCAAAUAUUUAUGUCGAUAAUUUAUCGGAAAAAUAUCCGAUUAGUCUAUUAGACUAUGUACACUAAAGGCUGCUUACCUGUGUAGCCCAACAUAAGGAUUUAGACUUAGAGAAAAAACAUUAAAAUGAAGUUUAAAUAGAGUUGAAAUAAAGUUUUAACAAAUAAUUAAUAUUUACACACAAAAAUAUUAAAAGUUCAUUAAUAAAUCUACUACAAAAAUAUUCUAUCGCCUAUUAAUUUGAACAACAAAAAUAUACUAGUACAAUAAUUAAAUUCACAAAUAAAUACAAGUCUAAAUAACAAAUAAUAGAGUGAUGCAAAAUUGCUGUGCAAAAUCGUGGUGGAUUCAUCUGAUUUGACGGUGUUCAGGUGACUUUAUGCAUGCUCAGGAUGUGCCCCAGCAACUCGUUACCCCUAGUUGCUCUGUACGGUUAUCUAUACCCUGUGUGUGUAUGAACAUAAGCUUUUGUUAAUGACCCAAUUUUUACAAUUAUAAUCUAUAUAUUAUAUUUGGGUAAAUAUUUUUACUUAUAAAGUUAUUUUACAAGUUGCACACUUAAUCUGCUCUGGGUACUCUUACUUUUAUUAUCCUUUCGGAAUUUGUUUCAGUUCCCUAUGUAGUACUGGCCUUUCUACUAUGGGCUCAUCCGUUUAUACAUAUAUCAUAAGCGUAACAUCUGUAUAUCAUUAAUAUUAUAUAUAAUUUUAAGGCUGUGGCUCUACCCAUUGUAUAUGAUCAAAGCAUUGGAAGCAAUUAUUAUAGAAGUCAGUUUUUACAAUACACCUCAGUGCACUGGAUACAUUUGUUUGAAUAAUCUUUGUGUCAUCACACCAUCACGAUGUCCUUUGAGCAGAAUUCUUAAUCUUGGGAACCACUAAAAGUCAUUAAAAGGAUCACUAUUCAAAAUAUAGGUGAUAAAAUAUAGAUAUUUUUCCCAUCAUCCCAUCAUUUUACCUUUUUUUUUUUUUGUAAUCUGUACCUUGUUAUUUAUUUGUUUACAAAUUCACUGUAUGUCAGUGCUGUUUUUUAUUAAAUUCUACCAAUGAAAACUAAAUACAAAUAUAUAUAACAGUGGUUUUCAAACUUUUUGACCCCGACACACUUUGCUUUUCACAACAUUUUCACAGUAUACUGUAACCUUUUCUUUGUCAUUGUUUAAUUUUCCCACAAAAUUAGAACUAAUAAUAAAAUUGAUAAGUCAUACUCAAAUGAAUCAUUAUCAAAAGAGUUAAAACUUAAUACUUAACAAGCUGAUCACCAUAACUGGUGGUCUAUUACAAUUUAAGGAAAACAAAUUUCAAAAGACACAUUUAAGGUAAUGCUCACUCAGAUAGAAUAUAUUAUAAAAUUUGGAUCAAUUGUAAUUAAAAUUAAUUAAUUACAUAAUAUAUUUAUUAAACAAUAUAUUUCAGGAGCUUUAGAAAUUGAUGAUGUCCACAAAGGUGAUAAUGGUGCCUAUCGAUGUAAUGUUACUGGAUUGGAUAGGCAUAGAUUAAGUGAUCCAGGAGUUUUGACAAUAGAUGAAAAUGAAGGUUGUUAUUUUUUUACACUAUAGCAUACAUUUAUAAAAGUAGAAUGAGUUAAAUUAAAUUAAAAUUUAUUGUUAAUUUAAUUUAAAAUUAUUUAGAAAAUAUUAAACGAUUGAAAGCUCCAGAAUUUGUUGCCAAACCUCAUUCAUCUGUAGCUCUGGAAGGAGCAGUUGUCACUCUAGAUUGUGCGGCUGUUGGGAAUCCACGACCUCAGAUUUCUUGGUUAAAAGAUGGAACAUUAAUAGAUGUAGCGUAAGUAUUAUCUAAUCAUAUAAUGUAUAUACAUAUAUAAUAAUAAUAAUAACCAUCUUUACUAACAAAAAUUACUUUCCAAUUAUAUUUUCAGCAAUAGUAAAUAAUAUUUACAGUUUUUGUGUCUUAAUUAAUUAUUAAGAAUAUAAUAUAUAAUACAAUUUGCAACUGUUUAUAUAAUUUAUGUAUAAAUAAUAUUCAUGUGAAGAUUGAUGUAUAAUUUUUUUGUAAAUGUGAUUGUAUGAGUGUAUAUAAAUGUUUAUUUAAAUAUUUUAUGAAAUAAGUUUAAAACAAAAUCUGCUUGUUUAAUAUUGAUACAUUGUUUUAUCAUCAAAGGCAUUGUAUGAAGAGUUUAAUUCUUAACCAAUUUUUACAUUAUUUGGAUAGAAUUUUGUUUCCUCUUGGGUAUUAAAGCUAACUUUAAAGUUAAUUUUUUCUAAUAAUUCUGGGCAGUUAAUUAGGUUGUAUAAUAAUUUGAAUACAAAUUCUAAUUUAUCCUUUGGAAAUACUUUUUCUAAUGUGGAUAUUUUGAAAAAUUCUUACAUCGGAGGUGAUAUUUACUCAAUUAAAAAUUACAUUUUUAUAUUUAACAAAUUGUUAACUGAGUAUUUCAGAAAUUGUGCUGUUGGUUGAUGAGUAUUUUUUUGCAAUGGUAUUAUUUACAAGUUUUGGGAAUAUUUUUGAGGUAGAUCAUAGUUAAUUAUUUCAUUUCUAUUUUCUUUUUUUAAAAAUUAAAGAUAUUUGUGAUAAUUUUCAAUCAUCUGAAUAAAAACUGGUACUUAGUAACAGUGUUGUUAAAAAAAUCUUUUACUGGAACUGAUUCAUUUUUAGAUUAACCAUUUGAGGAAUUGAUUUGAUUUAAUUAUAUUUUAAAGGAAUAGGACCAUGAAUUUGGUUUUUAUUUUUAGGAAUUGGUUCAUAAAUAUUGUAAUAUCUUGUUUUUUUUGGAAAUAUGUUUAAACAUAUCUGGGGAAAAAAAUGUUGUUAAUAAAUAACUUUAUAAAAUUUCAAUUGAAUAAACGACAUGUUAAUUUGACAUUCAAAAAUUGAUCUAUUUUAAUUAGUGAACACAAAUGGAGAGGUAGAAGAUGAUUUAGAUGUAAUUGCAAAACAUGAUGUAGAUGAAAUUAUUCAAUUUUUAGAGUUAGAGUUAGAGUUUCUGCAGUGAGAAAAAAAUGUUUAUGGUUACUUACUACUAACACUGUAUGCACUGCAGAUUAAAUUGCUGCAUUAAAAAAAAAUAUUGUGAAGAACUAAUAAAUUACAUUAAAAAAAUUAGUUUAGGAUGUGUAAUAAAAUAAUUAUAAAGUUUCUAGAUUCGCCUUUUUUUUUUAUUAAGAAAAUUAACAAUCUAUGCUACAUGCACAAAAAGAGAUUUCACAGUGUCAAACUAUGGAGGUGACUUUUGUGGGGUACAAAGCCAAAUUUGUUGCUAUUUAAACCACUCUCCUAUCAUUAAAUCCGAAAAAAUCAGAAGGGAGGGUACUUUUAAUAUGAAAUGCCCCUAAAAGCCCUAUAUAUAAUAGUGAAGAUUACAUUAACUUAUGUUGAAAAACAAGCAAGAUAGAUUUCAAAGGAAAAAAAAAACAUCCACCUGCUGGUGUUGGACAUAAUAUUUUUAUUAUUCACAUUCACAUAUAAUUAUAUAUAUUUAUGUUAAUAAAUUAUUGAUAGAAAAUAACAAUAUGAUUAUGAAGAGAAUUACAAUUUUAAUUAGAAUACUUAAAUUAAUUAUUUAUUACUUCUUAUAGAUAUCUGGAUAGUCGGUUUAGCAUAGUUGGUACUGGUGGCUUACAAAUAACACAAGUGAAUAAAAAUGAUGAUGGUAAUUAUGUUUGUCGAGCAGAAAAUCAUGAAGAUUCUGUAGAUGCUUCUGCUACAUUAGAGGUUCACAGUAAGUAUAUUUUUUUUUAAAGAUUUUGCUAAAAUGAUUGAAACUAACUGCAUCACAACGUAUUGUAGGCAAAAUUAACUCCGUUUCAUACAUACAAUAGAUUGUAAAAUUUCAGUAGUAAUAUGCUGUUAACCACUGAAUAAUAUAAAAUGUUACUAUUUGAAAGUUAAAUAAAAAAAAGCACAAACAAAAUUUGGUACAUCAAAUUUGUUACUGUAUGUUAGGCCACUAAUCAAUCUUUGAAUUUUGGGUUCCAUAUUUUGUUUCAUACUACCUUUCUUUUUGGAAUUUCAGAUAUGAGAAAAUCCAUUUUUUAUGUACACAAAAUACAAAUUUUAUAAAAAUUUAAUUAUAUUAUAAAUAAAAAUAAAUAUUAAAAAAUAGAGCAUGUUCUACAUUAAAAAUAGAGGACAUUUCCUUACUUAGCAACAGUUUAUUUUAUUUGAGUGAUUCAGUUAGAGCAUAGUCUUAGAUAUAACAAAAUUAUCUUUUGCAAAUCUUAUUUUAUCACUGUUAUUGUUAGUUAGGACAAUAUUAUCUUAGUAUUGAAUAUAUAAAUUUAUUUUUUAUUUAUCAUUACAGUUAUACCACAAUUCAUUAGAAAACCUAAAGAUACAAUGGUUCUUGAAAAAGAAGAUAUAACAUUGGAAUGUGAUGUGAUUGGUAAACCUUCUCCACGAGUUACUUGGUUAAAAAAUGGAGAUAGAAUUAAGCAAGAUGAAUACUUACAAUUUGUUAAUGGGUGAGUAUUUAUUUAUAUUUAUGUAUUGUAACACAAGUAUAUUAGUUUAGUUUGGUUUAAAAUAGUUCCAUCAGUGUUCAUUAAUUAUUUUCGGUAUAAAAUUAAAAAUAAAUAAUAAUUAUAAUUAUUAUUUUUUUUUCAGGAACAAUUUAAAAAUAUUAGGUUUAAUGACUAUGGAUUCUGGAAUGUUCCAGUGUUUGGCAUCUAACCCUGCUGGAAAUAUUCAGUCUUCAGCAUUUUUAAAUGUUUUUCAUGCAGGUAAAUAAACAGUUAUUUUCUUUUUAUUUAAAAUAAAAUGAUGAUUUAAAGGGUGCAAUUUUGUAGUUUAAUAUUUGUUUUGUGUUUGUAGUGUAAUUCACUUGCAUCAGUAAGAAAUGUAUGUUUUAUUAAACAAUUUACAUUAGUUUUUUGAUACCUAAUAAAUUGUUUUAUUAUUCAUUUUAUAAUUAUAUUUAGUAUACUACUAAUAUCUCAUGUUCAUACUACUUUUAAGUAAUUAAAUUAAAUAUCAUUAACUACAUUUAAUUUUGAUAGCAUAGUACACAGAUUUUAUAAGUGCAGUCAUAACAUUUGUGUUACACUUUCUUUAAAAAAUUAUGAGAAAUUAGGAAUAAAAAUUAUUGUUCUAUAGAGUAGAACAAUGACUUGUAUUUAAACGUCCAUUUUUUUAAAUUCAUUGCAAAGAACAAAAUUGACCAACUUGAUUGCCCUUCCUCUUUUCAUUACAAUUUAUUGUAUUAAAAGUUAAAAAAAAAAAACUAACAUAAUAAAUGUGCUGGCAAUAUUUAAUUAAAAUAGCUAUACUACAGAUUAAAAACAGUGUAUAAAAAUCACUUAAAACAUAAAUAUUAUGUAACCAUAUUACCACAAUAAUUAUCAAAUACAAAUGUCAUAAAAUCACAUGCAACAUUUGACAAUUACUGAUCUUAGAUAAAAAAACAUUGACCUCUAACAAUUUGAAUAUGUACUCUAAACUAUAACAUUUGUUCACAAUGUGCAAAGUGAUAUUGGCAACAAACUUAUGUAUAUAUCUAACUCAUUUUACCAAAAUUUGUUACUUACAACAUCUGUGUGCUAUGUCAUCAAACUUUAUUAUUCAGUUAAAUAAAUUAAACAAAAUGAAAAUAGUGUAAGUUGUAUGAUUUAAAAAUGAUAGCGUCCUGCACUUUAAAAUGUUUUUUUUUUGUAUACUUAAUAGUGUUAAGUAGUUUGAUAUUUUUAUUUCAAUUUUUUAGAAUCCAAAGGUAUGAUUGAAUUAUAUUAUUGCUUUAUUCAUGUAUGGAUGUUUUAUUUUUAAAUACAAUUUAAUUCUUCACAAUGGAUGGAUGGGCCACUGUUGUAGAUGAGAAGUUGGGAAAGUAAGAUAUAGAGGGGAAUUUAAUAUAUAUAUCUUACUGGAUUCUGAGUGGAAUUGAGUUACACAUAUUAAAAAACAUAUUAUUUAAGAAUGAUUUUAGUAUAUUGUUUGUCUCUAAACUUAUAUUUAUUUCUCAUAUCCUAUUAGUUAAGAAAAAAGCUCUUUCUAUAUUUGGUAUGGUCAACUGCUCUGAAUUCCUUUUAACCCUUUACAUUUAAACAAUGAAACAUCUCUUUCAUUCAAUCUCAACGAGAGUAUAUAACUAUAAUCUGGGUUAUUGAUGGUAUAGGACACAGUAUUGAUAUUAAAAUAAUUCAAAACAAAAUUCUCCAAUUUAUUUGCUUCAAAUGUAAUAUACCAAUAUAACAAUAUUUAAAAUUUUCUAAAUUUGUAAUCCUUAAAAGUAGAAGAUACUAUAAAACUACUAUGUUUCUUUUCUUAAUAAAUAAAUUAAUAACAAUAUUGAAGACUCUUUCAUACUUAGUAUUAUCAACUUUAUAUUCAAUCCUCAUAAUACUCAUAACAGAAAUCUAUUUUAUAUUCUUCAACAAAAUAAAAAUUAUUUAUCUUGCUCACAUUUAAAUAUUUUAAUAUCAACUGGUAAUAACCUUACCAAUGAAAUUAUUUGUUUAAUAUUUUUGUUUUUUUUUUUCUUUUAUGUUAUAACACAUAUAAAACAUAUAAAUUGUUAUGUAUCACAAUUGUAAGUUUAUGUACCUGCUACUCAUAUUACUAUUGUAAUUUUAUUGUAAUUGGAUAUUUAAUAUUUAAUAAAUAAAUAUUAUUAAAAUUCUUUUAAAACUCAAAUUUUACAUUACAUUACAUACAUUUUUUUUUUACCACCAAGUAAAAGGUUCAUUAUAAGUCCUAACUUAUAAUGAACCUCCUAUAAAAUUGUCUAGUAUUUCUUUUUGGUCAAAUCAUUUUAUCCACAAAACAUCUACCAAAUAAAAAUAUGUAAAAACUUGCAAAAUUGAAAUGUUUAUAAACAGCCUCAAAAAUGGCUCUCUUAUAAUUUUAAAAAAAUGUGUAGAUAAGGCAAAUAUAAGUUUUUGUCAAAAUUUCACUACAAAUAUUUUUGAUUGAAUCAACAAAAACCAAAAAUAAUAUAUUUUAUACAUUUUCCCUGUUUUUUUGUGGUUUUUCUAAAUUAUUAUUUAAUGCAUUCCUUACUUCUCUCAGAAUCUAAAAUCUAAGUGUGAUACUAGUUAUGAAUCUACUAAUAUUAUGCAAAAUGAUAAUAGAUUUUACACUCAAGGAUUUAAUGGAUAUUAAACUGGCAAGAGAUUUUUGGUGUUUUUAUUAUAUUUCGAAACAUCAAGAUAUCUAACAGAAUAUGUUGACAAUUGUAUCAUAAUAUUAUGAUAAUAUAAUAAUAUAGAUAUUCAGUGAAAAUGUCAUAAAUUAAGAUUACUUUAUCAAUCAAUUAAAAAAAAACAAAAUUCCCCUUGUCUGAAGUUUUUUUAAUUGUUUUCCAUUGUGAAGAAAAGUACAAGAAAAAAAAGAAUGACUUCUUUAAUGAACUAACUAAACAAAUUUUGGAACCAAAAACUAUCCCUGUUAUUAAAAAUUGGAGCAAGAGUCUUCUGAUUAAAAAUGUAUUUAUAGACAAAAAAUAAAAAGUACACAUUAUAAAAUAAAAAUAUUCCUUUGUUCAUUCAAAAUCUAAAAAGUCAAUAAAUAAUAGUAAUAUAAUUUUAAUUGUUAAAAUAACAAUUUUUUCAGCUUGGUUUUAUUUUGUUUUUGUAGUAAUUCAUUUAUUUUUGUUUGCGUUUGUUAUGUUUUGCUUUUAUAAACAGACACUUUACCUAGUUCAAACAGUUCUACAAAUAUUAGUACUGAUAUCAUCAACUCAUUCCCUGUAGCUGAAAAACCCAAGGAUUUAAAAAAUAAUUUACCAUCACCACCAAGAGCAUUAGAAGCAAGAUCUGUCUUAUCUAGGAUGGCCACUUUAACUUGGAAUACUCCAGUGAAACCAAAUGGUGAAAUUCAAACCUACACAAUAUUUUAUCAACAAGAAGGAUCUGACAGGUUGGUUUCCUUGUUUAGUUUUUGAGAUCUUAUUUUAUUAUUAUUAAAUGUGUAUUGUUAUAUAUUUUAGAGAACGUAUGACAAAUACAUCACAAACUGAUAUUACUAUUACUGGGCUGAUACCAGAUAAACACUAUCUUUUUAGAGUAGUAGCAGUAAAUGUAUAUGGUAUUGGUGAAAGUUCACCUCGUUUAAAAGUUAUGACUAAAGCUGAAAUUAAUUUACCUGGACCACCAUUGAAUGUAACUACUAAAGCAACUUCACCUUCAUCAAUACUUGUUUCUUGGUCUAGACCAGAUCAGGGAAGUGAGAAUAUUAAAGAAUACAAGUUAUUUUUUAUGAAGGUAAUAUAAUACAAAUUAAUUUUGUUAUUAUUUAACUAUGUCUAAAUAACUAUAAUUUUACCAGGAUUCAACAACUGAAGAACAAUUUGUUGUAACUAAACAUACAGAGCAUGAGAUCAGAAAUUUGAAUUCGUAUACUAAGUAUAAAAUUUGGGUAGUUGCAUAUAAUCAAAAUGGCCCUGGGAUGAACUCAUUAGAAGUAAUUUCACUAACUAAGCCUUCAGUUCCAACUCAACCUCCACAGAAUAUUGCUGUUGAAGCUGCUUCUUCCACAGUAAACUAUUGAAAUAUUAUCAAUAAAAUCAAAAUUUAGCUAAAAUUAUUAAAUUUAUUUAGGAAAUUUGUAUCAGAUGGGAGCAACCACCAAUAUCUAGUCAAAAUGGUGUUAUAACUGGUUAUAAAAUACGGUAUAGAAAACAGGAUAAAAAAUCAUCUGGUGAAACUAUAACUACAGCUGGUGGUCACACAGAAUAUCAAAUAUCUGGUUUAGAUAAAAGUUCUGUAAGUAAAAUUUAAUUAGUUUGAUGGUUUUAAAGAUCUUAUUUGAUAUUUUUUAUUUUGUACUCUUGUUCAUAAAAAUAUAACACUUUAAAUACUUAGAUAUGGACAUUUAAUAUUUGAAAUUAAUCUUUAUUAAAUUUUACAAUCAGUUGUUUUUAGUAAUCAUAAUAAGGUUAUAAAAAAUAAAAAUGGCUGAUACACACAUCUUUAAAUUAGAUUUUUAUUUUACUGCAUUGAUUUUAAUUUAAUAUAAUUAAAAUAAAAUUACAUUUAUCAAAAUGGACACAAAAGUUAUUAUUUCAAACAAUCAAUAACUUUGUGGGUGUUAAAUUAUAGCUUCUUAAUGUUUAUAUAUUUUGUAUAUUAAAUAUUUUAUAUACAUUUUAAAUGAUUAUGAUUAAUAUGUUAAUAUUUAUUUAGCUAAAAAAAAUAGAAAUACAUCUUAACAUUAAUAGUUUAAAUGGUUAUUGUUAAAUAAAAUAUAAAUUAAACAUGUAUGAAAAUUAAUAAGAAUUUAAAUUUAACAAUCAGACUUCUAGCUUUUUUUUUUUUUUUAAUUAAAAUUAUAUUUUAUUUAAUGAGAGUUACAAUUUUUAAAUAAUUUAUCCAUCUUUUUUUAGCUGGAGCUUGUGGUGAAGGCAGAGAGUUAAAAUAAUUACAUAAUUAUAUCAUAUUAAAAAAAAGAGAGAACUUUAAAUUAAUUAUAUAUAAGAAAAAAAAAAUGUGUAUACAAUUUUAUAGAAUAGAAAAAAAGAUUUGUGUUAUUACAUAGAUUACAUUAGGUUUACUAAUUAUAUAUUCUUCAUAGUUAUUAGACACAGGUUGAAAAUAACCAUUCAAGUAUAUUUUUAUUAACAUUUAAAAUAUUCUUUAAAUAAAUGUUCGUUUUUAAAUUUAAAGAAGUUAUAAUAAGUUGAUGCAAGAUAGUACAUUAUAAACAUUUUGUAUAAAAAGAUUUCAUAAAAUAAAAAACUAAAUAAAUUUCUUUUAUUGCCAUUUUAUAUACCCAGUCAUUUAAAUUUUUUAUCAACUCUUACAGCCAUUUUCUUAAAUAGUAAUUUAAAUGGUAGAAAAUUAAAUAUUUUAAAAUUGUUAACUUUAGAGCUAUCUAACCUACCUUUUCUCAGACAUAUAUGUACAAUAUGCUUUUUCUGAUUUACUAAAGGAUAUAUAGUAUUUUCUCAUUUAGGUCUCCCCAGAUUAGCAAAUCAUAUUGAAAUAUAACUAAUGUAUUAACAUGUAGAUUCCAAUGCAAGUUUUUAUAAGUUUUUAAAUUAAAUCUAGAUAACUAAUACUGGAAACUCAUGAUAUAUUUUGACACUGAGUAACCUUACUGGUAUAUUGUUUUCAUAAAAAUAAAGAGAUAUAAAUAUAAAUAAAUAAAAAUAUAAAAUCAUCUAAAUGCUUAUUAAAUUGUAAAAUCAUAAAAUUCAUGAACAUAAUUUUAUUUUAUAGUUGUUAACUUCUUAUGUUUUAAAUGUUUAAUAACUUUUUGUCUCAAUAGUUGCUUUUUUCUAAUAUUAGCCCAUAAUCAAAGAAUUAUCUAAGAAAAUUAAAUAUGUGUUAUCUGCAUAGAUUGUAAUUGUUCAUCAAUAUCAAGGUUACAUUAACUAUCAAUGUACAGAAUGAUUAAAAGUGGACCUAAAACACUACCCUGUGGUACUCCACAAUUUAAUUAAUACAAGGAACACAUUUAUUUUGAAUACUUGGUUCAAUUUGUCAAAUAAUUAUUAAACUGAAUGCCAAAAUAUAAUAUUCAUUUAUUUUGCAUGAUUCACAGUAUCAAAAGCCUUUACUAGAUCUAAAAAAAUUACUAAAAGUUUUUUUCCUUCAUCACUGACUUUGUUAAUACAUUUAGUAGUACUAUAUAAUAAGUCUUCAGUUCCCAAACCUGGUUUAAAACCAAACUGAUUAUAGGAUAGUAAUUUUUUUUCCAAGUAAUUGAAAAGUUGCCCAGUAUAGGUCUAUAAUUAUUUACAUAUAAUUUAUCUUUUAAAAAAUGGUUUAAUAACUGCUAAUUUCCAUACAUUAGGAAAGGUAUGGUUUUAAACUUAAAUUCAUAAUUUAAGUUAAGAGAUCUAUUAUAUAUCCUAAAACAUGUUAAAAAUGUUUAGCUGUACAUUUUCCUGUAACUUUAUUAUCAUUUUAAAAACUUUGAGAUUUUUCAAUGUAAGCAUUGAAGCAAUUUUUAAAUACAUUUGGAGUGAGUACUUCUUGUUUGUGAUUAUUUGAAUCAAUAACUUGGGAAAGAUUUCGACCUAUAUUAAUAAAAAAAUCAUUAAACAUGUUUGACACUAUGAGAAUUAUUAUUAGUUUGUAUGAUAUUAGUAUUAAUUUUAAUUGCUUUAAUUUUAUCCUUUAUGGAAUUUUUAUUUCUGUCUAACAUUUCAAUAAUUACCUUCCACAUUAAUUUUAGACUGUGGAAGACAUCUACAAAUUAAUUUUUAUAAUAUUCAAUUUAAGACUUUCUCAGGAUUCUCCUAAAGUUAUUUUUGUAUUUAUUAUAGUAAGGAUUAUUUUAAAAUUAUAAGGGCAACAGUAAUAUUGUUUCUUUUAUCAGUAAAUAAGCCAACAAAGACAUUUACAUCAUCAAUAUUAUAGAAUUCCUGCUAAGAUUUUUUUUUUGAAUAAUUCCUUUAGUUUAAUAUAGUAAACAUUUCAAUAUUAUGUACAUAAUGAAAAAAUGGUCAGUUAUACAUGUUUGAAUUACUCCCUGUUUUAUUUUAUUGUUUUGAUUAUUUAUCUCUAAUACAAAUGUUAUCUAAACAUGAGUGUUUCACUGGGGUUCUUGUAAAAACAUUUAUAAAUUACCUAAAAUCAUCUUUGGAAAGCAUAUCUCAAUACUUAUGAUCAGUAUAAUCAACUCCUACAAUGUUCAAAUUUGUGUCCCCAAUAAUCACAAUCAAUCCAUUUUCAUUUAAAAUAAUAUUCUUUAAACUGGUAAAAAAUAUAUUUGUAAAUGUUCUUUUACAUAAACCAUAACUCUUACAUGUUUAUGUCUUUUAAAUUUUGAAUAAUAUAUAUUAUAACCAGGAAUAGCAUUACAACAAUAAACAUCAUGUCAUGUUUCAGUUAAUAUUAGAGCCUUUAAAUUUUUGCAAUAUAGGUACAUUAAUUUCUAGUGACAACAAUAACUCAUCGAAGUGAGCAUUUACACUUAUUGUUUUACAGCUAAUUACAUUAAAAGAUUUAGUGGGAUUACAAUUUUGUAGAAAUUCUGUUAUAUUAUAGAAAUAAUCUAAUAAGUUAUUAAAAAUAUUCAAUAACUCCAUUUAAAACUAAAUUAAAGAACUACAAAAGGUUUAUAUAAAAAAAAAAAAAUAAUAAUAAUAUCACUAAAUAGAGCAAAAAAGAGAGAAGUAAACAACAAAAAAGAAAAAAUAGGUUACUUAAGUAAGUACUUAAGGUUUCUAGGUAUUUUACAAAUCAGAAUAUCAUAAAUAACAAAAGAAUGCAAGCUUCUUCAUUCUUUUAAUAUAAAUUGUAUAGUCUUUAAACCAUAUAAACUUAUAGCCUUUAUCUUUUGCAAACAUUGGUGUUUUAUAAAAUAGUUCAUUAUUAUACUUAGUAAUAUGUAAGAUGUAUUCACCAGGUAUUCAAAAUACUUGUUUCUCCCUAAUUUUCACUGACAGAACUAGCUCUUAUUUUAUUUUUUUAUUUUUUUUAUGAUGAUUCCAUUAUUUUUUUUUUUUUGCUUAUAUUCAAAAUAUGGUUUGUAAUUUAUUUUUAAUUUUAACAAUAACUGUACUAUUUAAAUAUUUAAAUUUUUAGAUUUAUCAGGUUCGUUUAUGGACUUUAAACACUGUUGGGUCUAGUCCACCAUCAGAAUGGUUUACAGUACAAACAUUUGACAAUAACCUAAGAGAAAAUACUAUUCCUAAUGAACCCACGAAUAUUAAAGGUUUGUUUUAAAAUUAUAUUAUUUAUUAUGUUUCUAUAUUUUUAUUUUUAAUAAUUUAAUAUUUUUAAACAGUUCGAGCAUUUGGAAAUUCAUUAUUUGUAACAUGGUCUCCACCAAAAGACAAAUCCAUAAUUGUACGGGAGUAUACACUAGGAUGGGGUAAAGGUAUUCCUGAUGUGUAUGUUGAAAAAUUGAGUGCAAAAACACGGCAAUAUGAAAUCAAAAAUUUAGGUAAUUAAUAAUUAUUAUUUAUUAUACACAUUUUUUAUUUGUUAUAAAACAUUUUUUUUUUUUACAUAUAUUUUUAGAACAAAAUGCAGAUUAUAUACUAACUCUUGCUGCUGUCAAUGAUAUGGGUGUAAGUCCAUUAGUAUAUAAAAUUGCUACUAUAAGAGAGCAAAAUAUUAUGAAUACAUUGGAAACAUCAAAUCCCAUGUUACCACCAGUUGGUUUAAAAACCAACAUUAUUUCUUCCAAUGCAAUUGAAGUUUCAUGGACAGACAAUUCACUUUUAGAUUUAGAAGUAAUACAUUGCAUGAUUUUUUUUUUUUUUGUUUCAGUGAUUAGUUGACAAAUUAUUUAACAAUUUGUAAUUACAGAUGAAUGUGGAAGAUGAACGUCUUUACCUUGUAAGGUACAAUGCUUAUUCUCCUAACAAUAUUAAGUACAAAUAUGUUAAUACCACUGAUCUUUCCUGCAUUAUAAAUGAAUUAAAACCUAACACCCAAUAUGAGUUUACUGUAAAAAUAAUUAAGGUGAAUUUUUAUUCUUCAGUAUAUAACACUAUAAUUAUUCUAGUCUUACAUAUUUUUAAAAAAUAAAUAAAUUAUAGGGUAAAUAUGAGAGUGCAUGGAGCUUAAUUGUGAUGAAUAAUACUAAUGAAGCUAAACCUGCAUCACCACCUAGAGAUUUGACUGCUGUAAAAAGUGAUGACAAGCCUCAAUCAAUCACAUUAAAUUGGCAACCACCAAAAUUUUCAAAUGGACAAAUUAUCGGUGAAUACUUUUUGAAAACUAUUUUCUUAAUGAUUGUUUUUAAUCAAUAUUAUUACAAUCCCUUUAGCAUAUUUAAUUUUGUAUACAACUGAUGAUACUAGUCCAGAUAGUAAUUGGAUAUCUGAAAUAGUUGAUGGAGAACUCAUGUCAUUCACAAUUAAAGGACUGACACCUAAUAUUAAUUAUUUUUUUAAAAUCCAGGCCAAGAAUUCUGCUGGUUAUGGCCCAUUUAGUCCAAAUAUAAGUUUCAAAACCUUACCAGGUAUUAUUAAAUUAUAAUUUAUGAUUGUAUGAUUUAACAAUUUUAUUUUCAAAUCAUUUAAAUUAUGUAUAUAAUUUAAUUACUUAUUAACAUUUAUUUUAGGUGUCCUUUCUAAUGAUGGAACAUCACUUAAAGGUAAAAUCAAUACAGUAAAAUAUAUAUUUAUUUUUGGAUAUUAUAUUGAUUUUAUUUAUUUGAAAAUGUUAUACAGAUGGAAAAAGCGGUAUUAACAACACAACAAUUUUAUAUAUAUUAAUUGCUUGUUGUUUUCUACUUAUAUCAUGCAUUGGUAUUGGAAUUGCUUUAUUAUGUUGUAAACAAAACAAACCUUUAAGAAAUCGAAGUAAAAAAGGGUGAAUAUAUACUUUCAUUUUAAUCAAAAGUAUUAUUUUAUAGAAAUUUAUUGUUUUAUUGAUAAUUUUGAUUUUCAAGUUAUAAUAAAUAACUGAUUUAAUAAAUUUAAUUUUUUUUUUGUAUAAAUUUAAUAAAAUAUAUUUUGAUCAAAGCUGGGCAUUUUUUAUUUUUACUCAUUAAAUUAAGUUAAUAUAAGAAAAAAUAAGUUAGUUAUAAGUUAACCAAUGUAUUUUUUUAUGUCUGGGCAAGAUUUCUUGUAGAAUUUUUGUACAUAGUAUAAAAAAAAACUAAAAAACAUCUUUGUUAAACCAAUACAUUCUCUGCUACACUCAGAAUCUAAAAAGCCUAAACUAAAAAUAAAGAAAUUGUUAUUUUAGUAAACUAACUUUUGUUAUGAACAUUCAAACCAACAUUUUAAUAUAUUUUAUUCAUAUUUUAAUUUUUAUCACAAUUUUAAAAUUAAUUAACUUAAGUUGAAUAUAUUUUUAAACUAUACAUGCACUUAUUUAGUAUUCUUAAUAAUAAGUAUGUUUAUUUUUUGUGAUAGAUACAUCAAAGGAUCGACAGGUAAAAAUGUUAAAGGAGCUCAGUCACCUAGUAUUAAACCACCAGAUUUAUGGAUACACCAUGAUCAAAUGGAAUUGAAAUCAAUGGAAAAAUCUUCACAAGGUUCAUUAGAUACUAGUUCUGUUUGUGGUCAAGGCAGUACAAACACUUAUGAUGGGCCUGACACCCGUGUUACCAUACAUCAUAUUCCACAAUCCACCAAUUCUUUAGAAAAAAGUAACUACGUAUCUUCCUAUGUAGGUAUGUAUUCAUUUGGUUUUAAUUAAAUUGUAAUAUUGUGCUUUAAACCGGUUCACAUGGUCAACAUUGUUUUCAAUUAUUUGGAGUAAAAAUUUGUUUGAAAAAAGGUUCAGACUGUUAAAUAUAUAAUAAAUCCAUUAUGAGAACUACUAUAAUUUAUAACUGGCUAAAUGUAACAGCUAUUUGAACAGCAUUAGUUGAGGGGUAACUAAUUACAAAUAUGAACUGUGUACAUCAUGCACAUGUGCCCCGAGCUAUCAUAUAACUUACCUUAUCAGUUACUAAUUUAAAAAUUCUCAAAAUAUGCUCUCAUAUUUCAAAAAUUUGCAAAAAAAAUAUUAAAAUAUAACUUUUAUUUUUAUUCUUCUCAUUUUAAUUUAUUGAUUUUAAUUGAUUAUUAAUUAUUGGAAUUUUAGUUUAAAUAUUAUAAAUUGUUAUGAGUAUAUGAUUUAUAGGCUAGUCUUGAUGUUUGAUGUAUAUAAAACCUUUUAAAUAAAAAUAAUAAUAAAUAUAUUUAUAUUCUUAGAAGAGAUUAUUGUAUAUUAUGUAUACAAUUAUAUAUUUCACCUUUAUAGUAGUUAUUGUAUUGUAUAAUCCAGUGAUUCUUAACCGAUGUUCCACAGAACACCUAUGUUCAGCAGACUUAGUUUAAGUGUUCCAUCAAAAUUUUAAAAUUAGUGAAAAAAAAUACAUAAAUAAAACUAAGUUUUAAGUUUCAUUGUCUUAACAUUUUGACUUUUAUGUACGUCCAAAACACAAAAGUAUAAAACUUGCAUAACUGUAUGGAGUAUAAAAUAUAUAUAUAUGUUAUUUACGUAUAUACAAGAGGAAGAGUUCAUAACGCUUACAACAGAUCAAACUCUCAAAAUAACAAUAGAAGAAUUUUUGAUUUCCAUUCAAACUGAAUUUAAAACAAUUUCUGAAAGAGCAUUUAAAAUUUUAUUACAAUAUUCAACUAUUUAUUUAUGUGAGCUUGGAUUUUUAAAAUUAAAGAAUAUCAAGACAAAGAAUGGCUACAAAUAUAGAAAAGGAAAUGAGAGUAGCAAUAUUCUACAUAUGAUUGGAUAUUGAAAAUAUCUGUAAAAAUCAUCAGGCUCAAAUAUCUCAUAUAAAAUAUUCCGUUUCAAAUUAUUAAAUUUUUUUAAACUUUCUUUAUUAUUUUUUUAUUUUUUAGUGACUAACAUGUAUGCAAACUAUUUUAUACUAUACAUGCAUUGUUAAAUAUACUAAAAAAUUCAAAAAUGUAUAUAAAUACUGUUUAAUUUUACGGCUGUGUUCCGCGAAAACUGCAUAAAAUGUUAAGCGUUCCAUCAUUCGAAAAAGGUUAAGAACCACUGGUAUAAUCAAUGAUUUCUUCAGAUUUUCAAACUUGAAAAACCUCUUGUUUGGUGCCAGGAUAUUUGUAUACUAAGAAAAGAAGUGUUCUACAUUUGCUGAUGUUAUUGGAGCAAAUUUGAAAUCCUUGGUUUUGUUGAGAACUGUUAGUAAUUUUUUAUUAAUAGCAGUUCCAGCUGUGCUUGUUAAUUGACUAAACUCUCUCCAAACAUUAUGUACAAUUUUAAUAGCUUCAGAUAAGGGAAUAUUAUGGUUUUGUGGUAGUUUAACGUUAUAACUAUAGGAAGACAUGCAAAUUUGAAUGUAUAAAAGCUAAGUUUCUUUUCAUUUGAUUCUUUUAAAACAUUUUUGAGCAUUUUUGAUAGAAAGUGCAUUAUUUUCAUCAAAACAUUUAAUAGUAUAGAAGUUUUCACUAGUAGUGGUAUAUUUGAUGCAUCAAUAUGAAAUUUCUGAAUUUGAGUAAGUCUAUUAUUUUAUUCAUACAAAAUAUGGUUUUGAUUCCUAAAAUUACAUGAAGGCAAAUUCAUGCCAUCAUUGUAAUGAAGCCAGGGCAUUGAAAAAAAAAAAAUAAAUGACAUUAAAUUAUGUUUUCAAUAUAUGUUUAAAUAUGCAUUUUAAAUUCGUUGAAAACUCAUAUAGUUUUAUCAACUGGAAAUGACUGUAUCAUGGGUAAUUUUUGAGGUUGAAGUUUAGUGUAUUGAUUAAAGUUGCUUUAAAAUAAUAGUAUUAUUUGAACCUAGUGUCAAAAAUAGGUGUCACUGUUCAAAAAAAUUUGAUUAUAUUGCUCAUGUGCACAACACUAAACAAGGUUAAUAACUGAAAAUUAUCCUAAAGUGUGUAUUUUUCUACUUUCUAUCACCUGAAUAAAAAAAAUUAAAUCCAGAUUCAUCCGGCCAAAAUAUUUAGUGUUACCUGGAAAUUAAAUUAUAUUGUUCAUAUUAAUUAUAGCUGUAUAAUUUAAAAAAAAAAUGAUUAAAAAAUAUAGUUUAUUUAUUUAUAGCAUAUUAUUUUAAACUAGUUUUGAGAUAGGUAAUUAGAAUUUUGGUUUACUAUUCAUUUUUGGGCUACAGUGUGGCAUUUUAAUAAUGUACCAUUACACUCCUCAGACCCUUUAAAGUGGAAUAUCUGGAUAAUAGAUUUAUGGAAAUAAAAAAUAUUUUAACUAAUACUCCAUCUAUUUAAGACAUUUUCUAUGUAGGUUGCCAUUUGAAAAUUAAAAGUACAAUAACCAUAAUAGUAACACUGAAUUUAUUUGGUUAAUUAUGUUUUCUUUCAUAUUUUAUUGUAAUAAUAUUAUGAUACCAAGAAUGGUUGAAGCAUGAAAUUGUUAAACUUGGAAAAAAUUUUAACAUUUUAGAAAUGAAUAAAAACUUCUAAAUUAUUAUUAAAAUAAUACAAAAAUAUUUUUUAUUAACAUGUAUUUUCAUUCAUUAAUUUGAACAGAAAACUUAUAUUUGCCUUUUCAAGGCAUUGUACAAUUUUCAAAACAUUUGAACUAUUUUAAUUGUAAUUUUGCGAAUUUUAUUAGCAAUUUUUAUUUGGUUGGUACUUUGUGGUCAAAAAAAACAAAUUUGAGUUUACUACAUUUAAUGUAUUAUUUUUUAUUAUAAAGGAAAUUUAAUAUCAAAUUUUGAAAAACAUUUUUCGAAAUAAAAAUUAUGUGAAACAAAUUCAAUCUUUCAAUUUUUUGUUUUGAAAAUAUGUAUAUUGCUCAUUUAAUAACCAUGGUGAAGUAAGAAUUAAGCAGACUGAUAUAAUUUUGAAAUAUAGCUUUUUGAAGUUUUGAUAUUAUGUGGAUAUUAUUAUAUAUUGUUAUGUUAAAAUAACUAUAUAUUGUCUAGCCUGAACAUGUUUGUCAUAGUCAAAUGGUCAUACAUUUCUAUAUUCUGGGGAUCAUGAGUUCAAACCUGGGUUCCCAAAAAAAUGUUCUACAAAAAUGUCCAAUUUAGAAAUUCAUAAAAAUAAAACAAAUUAAUAAAAUUUAAAAUAGUAAAAAUACCAGAAAUACUGUUAAUCAAUACUUAAUAAAUAAACCUAAUACAAUACUAAAUAAACAUUUUGUUUUUUAUACAUUUUUGUAUAUAGAAGAUUAAACUUAUUUAAUAAUAAACAAUUUAAUUUAAAAACCAUACAAAAUAAAUUUAACUUUAAAUAUAGAAUUAAAAAAAAAAAGUUGAAAAGAUAGGAUACAUAGGGUUAUUUUAUGUAUAUCUGUAAGCAAUAAUGAACCAUUGCUUAAUGAAAGACGAUACUGAGCGCUAUUCAGUAAUACAUAAUUUGAUCAUCAUUUUUUUUGCAAUUUAAUUUGAUUUAAUUUGAUUUGAAAAAAUUGCAUCGAAAAUCAAAAAAUUACCUCUUUAAAGUACCAUCUAGUUAAUUUGAGCUUUCAGAAAACUUGAUGCAUGUUAAACUCGAAUCAAGUUCACUAGGAAAAAAUUUGUCUACAAACUAAAAUUGAAAAAUUAGAUUUAUUUAACUCUAAUUUUAAUUUUUGACCACAAAGUAAGACUCUUAAUGAAUCUCUUGUUAAAUUUUUAAUAAUUUUUGUUAAGUCAACAAUUUUAUCGCAGAGUACCUACUGAAUAAAAAUUAUGUAUAAAAUUCGCAAAAUCAAACUGUCAAUAAAUAGCUCUAAAAUGAUUUAAAUUUUUCUUAAAUUUUACCAUGUUUAGAAAAGGUAAAUAUAGUUUUUUCUUUAAAUUUUAAGUUUAUGCAUAUUUUUAACUGACUUACAACAAAUAAACAAAUAACAAAAUUGAAAUAAUACUAAAAGCAUUAUUUUUGUUAAUUUCUUGUUUUUCUUAAGUUUUAUCCUGGUUUUUCCCAGAUAUUAUGAAAACUGCAAAGAAAAUCUAAAAAAGAAUUUCUUUUAAAAAUAGUGCUCCCAUACAUAUCAGAGUAAGAUUUCUUGUAGAAUUUUUUUACAUGGUAUAAAAUAAUAAAUAAACAACUUUGUUAAACCAAUAUAUUCUUUGCUACACUCAGAGUCUAAAAUAUUUUGGCCUUUUUAUCUGUAUGCAAUUUUACUAUGAUAAGCUAUUAGCAUAAAUUAUUAAAAACCUACACAUAAAAUUUCUAAAAGUUAACAAUCUACAUUCAAAAAAAUAAUUUUGGUUUUACACCAGGUUUAAGUACAGAAGCCCGCAUUAUAUAGUAUAACAAAGUUUAUGAGUAAUUCUCUUGACAACUGAAAAAUCUGGCUAUUUUUUAAAUCUAGACCCAAUGAAAGAUUUUGAUACUGUCAAACAUACUGAACCUAAAAUGUUUUACCUUGCUUUGGAAUUAUGAAUACAACUUAAUAUGGCUUACUUGUUAUUUUGAAAAUAUUACGAAAUCAGUCAAUGUUAAUUUCAUACUAGGUGUGGAAAAUAUAAUUGUCUAUUAUGUGCUAUUAUAAUAAUAAUAUUAUAACUAAUAUUAGACAAUCAAAAUAUGGAAGUAUUAAGCAAUGUAAAAUAUUAAUAGUAAAGUAAAAAAUUAUAUUAAUAAAUGAAUAAAUUUCAUUGUAUAUAUGUAAUUCUUCUAAAACUGAAUUAAUGUAAAUGUUAUUUUGGGUAUUUAAUAUCUCUAAGUCUGUAUUCAUAUCAAAAGUGAGAUGCCCUCUUGAUAUAUGUUUUGUUUCCAUUGAAAUUUUCAAAAAUAUAAGAAAAAAUUUGGUUGUGUGAACCCAUUUUUUUUUUAAAACAACCAGCAUAUACAUUUUAAAAAUAUAUAUCAAUUAGUUUUUAUUUUUAUAUGUUAAUUAUAAUUGUAUGGCUUUAAUUAUUUUGUUUUGCAUGUAUGGUUUAUUUAUGAUUAUUUUAUUUAUAUUAAAAGGCAAUACAAUUAUGCAACCUUUAUUGUCAGAUGAAAAAGUUUCCACAUUAAAGCGCUUUAAACCCAAACCUGUAAUUUUGCCUGCUGAUUCAUUUGAUUCUAUUUAUAAUGAUAGUAAGUUUGAAUAUUUUAAUGUUGGACACAUUGUACUAAUUUUAUUAAUUUCUUUAAAUUUAUAUCGAAAAAAAUAAAAAUAUAUAAUGUACAUUUGUUUAGCUAUGGCAACUCUACCUAAUCAAGAAACUCAUUCACCAUAUCCAAAAUCACAAUAUGCAUCUACUUCCAGAGCUCAUGUUACAGUAGAUUUAACAGCAGGUGAGAAAAAAAAUAAUUCAAAUUAUUAUUAUUAUUAUUAUUAUUAUAGAAAUAUGUUAACAAUUUUUAACAUUAUUUUUUUGUGGUUUUUAAUUUCAUUAUUAAAGUUUAAUGGAUCCUGUAGGAAGUUGUUUUCUUUAAAAAUAAUUUGGAAAUUAGAUAGCUCUAUGAGUUAUAAUAGUUUUAGACCAUAUUUUGAACUUAAAACAAGUUGUCAGUACAAAAUUUAAAACUGAUUAAAUGUAUUGUUUAGAACUGUUGUUCUUCUUUGCCAAUAUCCCCAACUAUUUGGGAUCACACUUAAGCUAACUCUUAUUUAUUCAUUCCUUAUCCUAUCUUUUCUUGUUACUCCAUACAUCCACUUAAGCAUUCUUAUUCUUUGUUCUAUGUUUCUGUCUAUCUCCCAACAUUUCGAAACAUACAACUGACAUAGUCAGUUUUCCAAUACAUUUGUAGUAGAACUUAUCUUUAAGUCUUAUUAGAAUUCGCUAGAAUUCACAUAAAACACAUGACUUAUCUCCACUUUAUCCAACCACACUUAAUCCUAUGUUUCAUAUCAUCAUCAAAUCUUCUGUUCUUUUGUACAAAAGUUCCUAGGGACUUAAAACUUAUAACCUUAUCUACUGCAUCACCACUUAUUGUCACUAUUUGUCUUGGUCUAUUCCUCCAAACUCAUAUUCUGUUUUAUUAUUCUUAGUCCCUUUUAUUCAAGUGCUACUUUCCAUUCAUCAAGUCUAUUAUUAAAUUAUUCCAGAUAUUGUCCCAUCAAAGCUAUAUUAUCUGCAAAAACCAUGGUACCUCCUUUCACCUGUUGUUUUGAGCAAACGUAAUGUAGGAUAAUCCACCAGUCUUGUUUCAAUGGCUGUGGAUUUGAUGCAAUCCCAUUUACCAUCUCUUAUGAUAGGUACUGGCAACCAUGGGAGUAUUCUGAUUCCUUAUCAUAGGGAGAUUUUUUAAGAAUUUAAUUAAUAAUAUUUAUAUUUUUCUAUUUCUAAUUGUUAACAAUUUAUACUAAACCACAAGUAGGACAGUUAAUAUGAGAAAUCUCUUGGUUUUACUCUACUUAUAAUUUUUAAUUUCUCUGUUAAUAUAUUUAAAGAAAAUAAAUAAAUGAUAAAUUAUAUUUUAAUCUAAAUUUGGGUUUUAGGAGUUCCUGAAAAUAAUUACAUUGUUCAAGCUACUACAGUUCCAGAUAAAUUUGAAUCCAUACCAGUAUCCGCUACUAAUCUUCAGCAACACACGUAAUUGUUUAAUUUUUUUACUUAAUGAAAUUGGUGAUGAUUUAAUUUCCACAUAUAAUGAUAACUAAUUUUCACUAAUCUAUUGCUUGAUAAUAUUUAAAGCAGAUUUAAAGCAAAGACAAAACUGUGAGAAUUACAUUAGUCAGAUUUCAAUUUUUAAAACAUGCUACAAUUUUUUAGUUGCCAUCCUAGGCAUUGUAUUUAUUUUUGAAAUUUUAAUUCUCUAUUAAGUAAAUUGUUAUGUACAUUUUAAAUUUAUUUAAUAAAAUAAUUAUAUUUGUAUUUCCAGUAUAUGCUAGUUGAGAAUCUAAAAAAUCGUCAUCUAUUUUCAACAUUAAAAUCUUCCAAAUACAGUUCCUACAGUUUUGUUUGUCUUUUAGGUCUAAAUGGACCGAAAUAUACAGUAUUAUUGUUGUAUUAUUUUAUUUCAGUUAAUAUUUCAGUUUGAUAGUUUCUGUUACAUUAAAGUGCAGUAUUCUUUUAUGUCAAGUAAGAUUCAAUGUUAAAUUACUGACUCUUCUAAAACGUCACAUUUUAACUACCAUUUAUACCACCCUUUAUUAUCUGUGAAUAUACACCAACUUAAAUUACAAAAUGUUGCAUUUGUUGUCAUAUUUUUAAAAACUGGAAUAAAAUUAUUACCAACAAAUCAACCCUAAGAAAAACAUAUGUCCAAAAAUGCUAUGAAGAUUAUUAAAAAACUUAAAAACAAUGUAGAGAAUAACAAAAUAUGGACAUCUACUGUCUAUUGACAGAUAAAUAAUAAUGUUACAUUGCAAAUGUUGUCAUAAGUACAUCAUAAUUUGAUAAUUAAGGGAAAUAGUAUGAUUUUUAAACAACAUAUUAUUUUAAUUAAGUGAUGCCACACCAUUUAAUUAUUUUAUUCAAACAUUUUCGUGUCACAUGUAUCAUAUGAACUGUAUAGGGUUGCUGAAGAAAUCAGGAAAUAAUUCCCAUAAGUUUAAAAACUUAUUUUAAUGGCUUCUUCUUCUUUGAGUACACAUUUUUAAAGAAAUUGUGCCUACUAUAUCCAAAUAAAGAAGAAAUUAUACUAAAAAUGAACAAUGACAGUGACAUGUCUCUCACCCUGAAGAUCUGUUAAAAAUAGUUAAUGCCAAAUUUGUUUAAAACAAUAUUUAUGGGUGUUAAGAGUUGGUGAUUUGUCUAUAAUUCGGAAACAGUGCUUAGUGAGCCAGUGAAAAUACACAAUGACAAAAAGAUUGUUUCAAAAAUCCAAAAGUAAGAUCAUGCUCUUUGACUACCAAUGGAUUGUGCACAAAGAAUUUGUUAUGCCCUUUGGAAAUACUGUUAAUGCCAAAUUUUAUAAAAAUGUUUUGGAUCACCUCUGUAAUAAAAUUGUAAUCAUUAGGCCAACUCUGUGAUUGUUGUAAAUGAAAACCAACAAAUUGACAACAUUAUUAUAAUGGCUUUAUUUAAAUUUGUAUAGUUUAUAUUUUCUAUCAGAAAUAUUGUUCUAAUAGACAAACUAUGAAAGAAAUUAUUUGUUGCCUUUUUAAUCUGUGAUAAGAAAUAAAAUAUUUUUACCUAGUUUUUCUUCCUCCAUUUAUUGGGAAAAAUCCUCGGAAAAUCAAAAACUGAUCUUCCUAAAGUACUUCCACAUUCAUAUUUUCUUUAUGAAAAAACAUAUCAUUGUAAAUCUGAGCAAGAUAUUUGUAGAAAAGCUGUCUACAGAAAAAAUAUCUAUCUUUGUAAAACCAGAAUCACUCCACUCAGACUCUUAAAUAUUUUUAUCAUUUUAUACAUUUUUUUUUUUUUCUAUAUUUUUAAAGUUAUUUAUGUAAUCAUUUUUCAAGGUUCUAACUAUUACCAAACCCCUUAAAAUAAUAUAUAAUAUAUUUAUUCCUAAUUAAGUAAUAUAUAAAUUAUAAAUUUAAGGGGAUCCUUAAAUUCAAGUGAAAAAAGACAUCAGGGUCAUCCUUUGAAGAGUUUCAGCGUGCCUGCACCUCCACCACAGUCUGCACCAACUACACCUCAACAAAAGCAUAUCGGUAUGAAUCAUGCAUUUUCAAUAAAAAUUUUUAAUAUUCAUUUUAUUUUUUUAGUUACAGUUAGACCACAAGGAUCAUCUAGUCCCUACAAAAAGAAUAAUUACUCAGCUGUAAAUAACUCACCUUCUAGUGCAUCAAUGGCUACUGGGCCUAAAACAUGGAAGUCACCAUUAACUGGUGUUAAUCAGAGAGAGACUGUUGCUGAAGUAGAAUCUCUUAGUAAAAUACAAGUAAUAAUUUAAUAUUAUCAUCCUUAUUUUAAUUUUAAUAAUUAUAUUAUUGGCACCAUCAUUUCUCAGUUUCAAAGCAAAAUAAUCAAAUUAAAAUGCCAAAAAGUUUAAUGGGUACUAUUGAAAUUCACUAUAAUAAUCAUAAUUUGUUUGGUUUUUUUUUUGAUUUUUGAGUCUGGAAAAAAAAAAUGAAAAAUACAUUUAAUAUUUUUUCAUAUAGCCUUUCAAAUGGCAAACUAUAAUUUUAUUUUUCCAUUUAAUAAUUUAUUUGCAUGUAGAUUUCCUAUGUAGUUGGUUAGAACAUUAAAAAUGUAUUUUUUUUUUUUUUUUAUCAAGAAUUGUACUUACCAAAGUGUAUUAAGUAUAUUAGCAAUGGUUUUACAAAUUGUUUUUCUAUAUUUAUUGAUAUAUUAAUAAGUCAAAGAAAGCAAUUAGUAAAUAAAAUAAUCAAAAAUGUCACUACUGAUGUUUGCUAUUUGGCUAUAGCCAAAAAAACUUUUGUAACAUUUUUUCUUGUAUUUUCGAAUUUUUUCAGACCCCAAAAUCCUAUUUUCUAAUUUUUAUCAAAUACAAUUUGUUUGAAAAUUAAUAAAUAUCAUAAUUUUGUUAUAUAUUAUAAGGUAGAACUCUAAUAACCAUAGUAAAAAUAUGAAUGAGCAAUAUUUUUAAAAUCAAAUGUUAUUUUACCAAUAAUUUAUCAAAUAAUUAUUGAUAAUUCUGGUGCAGCCCUUCAAAAUAUAUUAGCCUAUAUUGAUUACACAUAAAUUGGUUUAUACAAUCACAGUUAUUUAUUAAAAUAGAUUCUUGAUAAUAAUUCCAUAAAUCAAACUGAACAGUUGUUUCUAGAAAUAACCUCUAUACAAUUUUAUAGAUGUCUGUUUGAAAUAACACAUGUAUUUAAAUUCUCUUAAUAUAUCAAAAAUAAUAAAAUAUAAGCUGAUGGGGAUAGUUUACAAUUUAAAUAUGUUUGACCAAAACCUCUAUAAUUUGAAUUUAUAGUCAUUAUAUGAUGUUAUGGAAGAUAAGGCUGAUCUUUUAUGACAGGAUUGCUCUAUGUUGUCUUUUUCUUCUUCAAUGGUUUAAUCUUUUAAUGAAUUUGAUUACUUUUGAUACACACAAUAAUUAAUGUGUAAUAUUAUUUAUGUAGUGUGUACUUGUAAAUAAUUUUUAAAAAUAUUUAAUACAAACUUCCUACAUAAUGAAAUAAAGCAUUCGCAUUAAGUGGUGUUGUUUAAUCUUGUUAACAUACUAUAGGAUCUGAACCAGAUCACUAUGCAUAUUAGGUGGCUGCCUACAUUAAAUGGAAUCUCCUUUAAUUGAUAUUAUAAGUAAUAAAUUGUAAAGUACAUUAAAUAUUAGAUAUGUAAUUUUUCAACUUUCUGUAAUUUAAAUUAUUUCUUUCUUUCUCUUGAUAAUUCAAAUUCUAGCUAAAUCAAAAAUCACUAUAAGUAAAUUUUUCAGCUUAAUUACCCUAAUUUUGCAUUAUUAAAAUUCUACUACAUAAGUCUAGGCAUAUUUUUUUGUCAUUUUUCACACUUUUUUUCCUGGAUAAGCAGACUAGGACACAUUCCUUUCAGACCCCAAAAUACUAAUAACUGAUUGCAAAAAUGAAAGGAAACAGUUGUGUGUAUCAUAGCAGAUAUAAUAUGUAUGUAUCAUUGACUGAUACUGGAUAUAUUAGUAUCAUUGUUUACAGUACAUACAACCAUUAUAGUAUUGGAUAUAUUUUUAAAUAAUUACUAUAAAUAUUAAUCUUAUUCAUUAUCAUUACUCUAUACACAUUUAAUAAUUUUGUGUUACACACAUUUGAUUUUGUAUUACAUAUAAAAAUAGGUCUUAAUACAAAUUAUUCUUAAUUAAUACAUAUAUUUUUUUAUUUAAAUAAUUUGUUUAUAGACUUCCUAUAGUACAGAAGAACUAAAUCAAGAAAUGGCAAACUUGGAAGGUCUAAUGAAAGAUCUCAGUGCAAUUACUGCAUCUGAAUUUCAAUGUUGACAACUUUCAAAUAAAAUUGAAUUUUAAUUAUAACUUUAUUUUUAGUGAGAUAAAUAUAUAAGUAUUUAAUUCAGUAUAUGAAAAAGACUGAUCUCUGAUGUAUAGAGUAAUCAUUUUAGAUCAUCAGAUUACAUGUAUAAAACAAGUUGCAUAAAUAUUCUGUAAUAACUUAGAGUCAGGUUACACUAACACAAUCUUCAGAAUAUUUCGUUUAAUUAACAUCCAAUUUGUCAUAUUUACACCAACUGAUAACAUACACAAUAAAGUGCAUUUUAUUACUGGUUUGUAUUCAAAAAUAGUUGCAUGCUACAGUCAUUCUACUUUCUUGGCUUAAAACAACAUUAUGUGUAGACAGGUUCAUAUAGAAUUAUUUGCACACUUACAGAUCUGUACAUUUUCCCUUAUAGAACCUGUAACUUAGAGGUCUGAUUUUUUUUUUUUUUUACCUAUAACUUGUAACAUAUCAAUAUUAUUAUAUUUCUGACUUGAACAAUUUAAAUACAAAUUAUAAUGUGACCAAUUUUGUGGAAAUAAGCCCCAGUUUUUUCAAUAAUUAUUAAAAUGAAAAUUGUUAAAUAACAAUUUACAAAUUAUUUAUGCAACAUGACUAACAUAUAGAUUUAAUAUAAUUUUACAGAGUGAUAGUGAUCUGUAAUAUAUUUACAAGCUGGUUUUCAUGCAACCUAACCUCAUAGGAUUAAAUAUAUUUUGGUCUUCUUUCCAUUUAUAAAUUAUUAAAUUACAUUAUAUUAUGAAUUUUCCAUUCCUAUUUCUUUUGUGAUAAACGAGAAACUGAUUUUUUCAGUUAAUGUUGCUACAACUUAUGUUCCCAUUUAUGAUUUAGUUUGUCUUAUUUAAAUGAGGACAUACUAAGUAAAAGUGUAUUUUUAUUUAGUAAUCCAUUGCCUAUUGUCAUUCCUUUGUAUUCAUUUAUAACAUUUAUUAUGGAUGUUUUGUAAUAAUUAUAUAAUGUAUAAGUAAUACAAAUUUCAUAGAAUCUUUCUUUCUAUUUAAAAGACAAAAUUUUAAUUUGUUCUUUUAUUUCAAAAUAUUUAAAAUAAUUAUAUUUAUACAAGUUAUAUAUUACAUAUAUUUUGUAAUUGAAAAUUAAUCAAUUAAAUUUUAAAGAAAAUGUUUAAUCAAAAUAACAUUAAAUGUAUUAAUUUUAAUUUUUAGUUAUAAAUGUCAAAAUAAAUAAAAUGAAAAGUUAACAACAAAUAUUAUGAAUAAGGCUGUGAAUUUAAGACACAAACAAAAUGUAAGGUUUAUAUAACUUUUAAAGUUUUAAACAUUAAAUUCUAAAAAAAUUUCUAUGGCGUUUUAAAAACUUAAAUUAAACAGAUACUAACCACCAUUACCUAAAUAACUCAAUUAUACACUACUGAUAUAUCAUUAUUUAACAAAAUUACCGCAAUUGUAACAAAUCAAAUAGUGUACUUGCAUAUUUACUUAUAUACAGUGAACAUUAAAGACUUGUGGGACUUGCAUAAAGUGAGUCUUAUAGGCAAAGUAGAGAAAAGAUAGAAUGUAUUUGAUUAUGUACGGCCCCAUUUCAAGUGAUUUUUAUUCAAAUAAGCAAUUGAACCUUAUAUUAGUGAGUUUUAUGAGCGUCCACUGAAUAUCUUCUGUAAAAUAUUUAGAUUUUUUUCGGGUAUAAAAUAUAUAAGUAUCACAAUGACAUAGAUAUAAUAUAACCUCUGUAAAUUAAAAAAAAUGUAUAGAAUUAGGGUAAAAAGAAAUAGGAAAAAAUUUAAAAAAGCAAAAUAAAAUUUGUGUAGUUGAAUUCUGUGUUAAACAUAAUUUAAUUUUUGUAUUAAAAAAUCUAAUUUUACAAUCAAUUAUAAAAAUGCACUUUUCUACAAAUUCACUGCCUUAUUAUGUUUAAAUUAUGUUCCAAGCCCUAUGGUGUUAAACUAUUUACUUACUAGUUUAUAUUUUAUUAUCUAUUUCAUUUUCAUUAGUGUUUAUUACAAUUUAUGAAUACAAUUCUGUUUUAUUUUAAUAUAGAUUGAAAAUUUUAAAAAGUGUAUACUAGUCAACUGGUGGAGUAAAACUAUGUUUAGCGAUUUUUUUUUUUAUGUGAAAUUUAUGUGAUAUUUUGCUAUCUAAACACAAAAAGGCCAUAAUUUUUAAAAAUAUCACAAAUUAAAUUUAUUAUAACUUGAAAAUAUAAAUAUAUGUAUAUUGUAUAUAUUUGUUUUAUCCCUAAACUUGAAUAAUACAUAUAUUAAUGUUAAUUAACUUUAAGUAACACUUAAAUAAUAAAACUAAAGAAAACUUGAAGUGGUUGUAAUUAUUUUUAUUGAUGUUAAUUAAGUUAAAAUAAGUUUUUUUUUAAAUAUAUUUCUGUCUUAAAUUUAAAUGUUAAACUGCCUUAUUUUUAUAAAUGUAACUUUUAGCAAUAAUGCAUCAAAUUAUUUUCUAUGUGUACUAUGUAUUAUAUUUGUAUAAAUAAAGCUCUAAAUAUUUAAAUAAUUUUGUCUGUACCAUAAAUAUCAUUUAUAAAUAUUUUAUCAGAGAAUACCUUUCUCACGAUAAUUUGGUAAAAUUUGUAGUAUAAAUUAUAUGCCAACAUUAUUUUGUACAAGCCUGUUGAAAUUGUAUGUGGAUAAUUUAGAUUAUAAAAUAUUAAUAUUGAUAUUUUCAAAUUACUAAUGUAACAGUGAUAUUUAAUUUAAAUAUGUGUAAUUUAUUUUUAUAAUUUAUUGUUUAAUUUAUGUAUAUUUUUAUAUUUGUCCAAUUGCUUAAAAUUAACACAAAUUAAUAUUUGGUUUUAUAUUUUACCGAUCUAAAACUUUAUUAUAAAAUAUAUUUUUUUUAUUUUAAUAUUUGUCCAUAAUUGUGUUUAUCUUUGUAUUAAUUGUGUACGCAUUUAUAUUAUAAUACUGUAAUUUAUUUUAUUUUGACUACUUUGCACCAUCAACCAAAUUUAAAUUUGAAAGUGCCUUAAUUAUUUAUCAAAAAUAUAAACCAUGACACUAAUAACAUGGCAUGGGGCAUUUCAUAAAUAUUUAUUUUAUACAGAACAGAUGCUUAAUAUUAGAUGUAAGACUUGAUUUUAUUUUAUUUCAUUUUAUAUGUCUUAGUGUUAAUAAAUAAUCCUAUGUUUUAGAUCUCUUAAUCAAAUGUUGUAUUAUUUUUUUUCUUUUCUUAAGUAGUGCUUAGUUAAUAAAAUAUCAAUGACAACUGUAGCCAAUUUUGUUUAAUCAUAUA
Cinara cedri is the source of this 33575-nucleotide messenger RNA. The record is from the annotation of a GenBank genome assembly. Lineage: Eukaryota; Metazoa; Arthropoda; Insecta; Hemiptera; Aphididae.